This is a messenger RNA of Amaranthus tricolor (Joseph's coat), 993 nucleotides long. RefSeq lists its product as uncharacterized. The transcript is spliced from 5 exons. NCBI's taxonomy places the organism in Eukaryota, Viridiplantae, Streptophyta, Magnoliopsida, Caryophyllales, Amaranthaceae. The coding region runs from base 197 to 697 and encodes 166 amino acids. The record is from RefSeq and is a predicted model, not a curated record.
UACUGCACGCCUACACGCCCCAUUUUGUCAUUCUUAUGUUUUUCAUUCAUUGCCUCUAAUCCUCAAAUCUCAUGUAAAGUAAACCCUAACUCAACAACAGAAACACGCCUCUGCUCUCUCUCAUUCUCUUUCAAAUCUGGUGCCUUCAUCUACAAAAUAUUCCAAAAGGUUCAUCAUCUGUGUUAUUCCCACCGCCAUGGAAUACGAAGAUAGCAGCUACGGUGGGUAUAAGUUGAACCCGUCUCUGAUGAGUUAUUCUUCCUAUGAUCCUGCAUCGCCCAUAGGUUGUAAUAUCUGUUUGAAUCCAAAAUACCGUGCAAACUUCCUUACCCCUUUUGCUAACAAGAUUUUGGAUCAAUUUAAUUCUGAAAAUUCCACUGACUAUGAGCUUGUUGAUUGUGUUGCUCUUGUUAAAUCAACACUUGAAUUUGAUCUUUUUGUUCACUGCAACUUUACUGCCAAGCCCCACAAAUAUCCCUUUGUUGCUGGUGAUUAUUCCACCAAGUUAUUCUAUGCCGAGAUUCGCGGAGAUAUCAAUGGCCAAAUAAAUGCAUCUAAGUAUUCUAUAUUGCAUGGUAUGAAGACCGAGCUUGGCUGUAAGAUGUGCCCAAAUAUAGUUUAUCAUCCCAUCUCUGAAUCUGAUAAGGGACCCUCCUACCAACAAUCUACUAGUCUGUGCCUACAAGAUAAGGUAUGAAGACCGAGUUUGGCUGUAAGAUGUGCCGAAAUAUAGUUUAUCAUCCCAUCUCUGAAUCUGAUAAGAGACCUUCCUACCAACAAUCUACUAGUCUGUGAUGACUAUCAUAUCUCUAUUGUUAUCUAGGCUUGUAAUAAUCUGUUUUACAAAUAUGCUAGUGGAUGUGUGACUUGAUUACUUCAAGUAGUCGGGAGUGUUUUGGCCUAACAAGAUUAACUUGAUUAGUUUAUAAAUAAGUUGGAUGACAUUAAGCUCGACCUAAAAACUUAAUUCUCGUAUGGAUUUGAUUUACCCUA